Messenger RNA from Gossypium raimondii (Peruvian cotton), 2073 nucleotides. RefSeq names its product serine/threonine-protein kinase PBL34. Gene Ontology annotation, molecular function: ATP binding; protein kinase activity. Gene Ontology annotation, biological process: protein phosphorylation. Bases 240 to 1637 code for a protein of 465 amino acids. The record is from RefSeq and is a predicted model, not a curated record. The transcript has 6 exons. Lineage: Eukaryota; Viridiplantae; Streptophyta; Magnoliopsida; Malvales; Malvaceae.
UGCCCUUUGUUGAAACACUUUCUCAAGCAGCGCUUAAUCUCUCUCUCUCUCUCUCUCUCUCUGUCUAUCAAAAAUUGCCUUUUGACUAAAUUUCAUAAACUGGGUCUUAGUGAUUAACAGCUAAAAAUCUACUUUUUAUUUGUAUUUAGAUGUUUUAAGAUAAAAAAGUUGUCAGUUUUAUUGAAAGGAGGAAAGAAAAAGUUGCUUUCUUUGAGAAGAAUUUGGAUGGUUUUAGAAAGAUGGGGUUUGGCCAUCAAUCUGAAAGAGAGAAAAAAUCAUCAAGGAAGAACAAAGAUGAAGAAGAAGAAACUGGAUGUUGGGUUAAAUUAAGAUUUUUGGGAAGUUGCAUGUCUUCAAGAUCAAGAGUUGAUAACUCUAUGAGUGGAACAACAGCUGAAAGUAAAUCGACGACGACGAGAGAGAAAAGCCGAGAUCAACCGGUUGUUCCUGUGUCUUCCACAACCACUAGUAAUGCAGAAACUGCUUCUUCGACACCGAAAUAUAGUGAGGAACUGAAAGUUGCUUCGCAGCUUCGAAAAUUCACAUUUAUUGACCUUAAGUUAGCAACCCGGAAUUUUAGACCCGAGAGUCUUCUCGGUGAGGGUGGGUUUGGUUGUGUCUUCAAAGGUUGGAUUGAGGAGAACGGAACUGCUCCUGUGAAACCCGGUACUGGACUUACUGUUGCUGUCAAAACACUAAACAUUGAGGGACUUCAGGGUCACAAAGAGUGGCUGGCCGAAGUGGAUUUUCUUGGGAACCUCCUUCAUCCCAAUUUGGUUAAAUUGGUUGGUUACUGCAUCGAGGAUGAUCACAGGUUACUGGUAUACGAGUUCAUGCCACGAGGAAGUUUGGAGAACCACCUUUUCCGAAAAGGGUCCUUGCCACUUCCUUGGUCUAUUAGAAUGAAAAUCGCACUUGGGGCUGCAAAGGGUCUCGCCUUUCUUCAUGAAGAAGCCGAAAGACCAGUGAUAUAUAGAGAUUUUAAAACAUCUAAUAUCCUGUUAGAUGCGGAUUACAAUGCCAAGCUCUCUGAUUUUGGACUCGCCAAAGAUGGUCCGGAAGGAGAUAAAACUCAUGUAUCUACUCGAGUUAUGGGAACAUAUGGAUAUGCUGCACCAGAAUAUGUAAUGACUGGACAUUUGACAUCGAAGAGUGACGUAUAUAGCUUUGGGGUAGUUUUACUUGAAAUGUUGACUGGCCGAAGAUCCAUGGACAAAAACCGACCAAAUGGGGAACACAAUCUCGUGGAAUGGGCAAGACCUCAUCUAGGAGACAAGAGAAGGUUCUUUCGAAUUUUAGAUCCUCGUCUUGAAGGCCACUUUUCGAUAAAAGGUGCACAAAAAGCUGCCCAGCUGGCUGCCCAAUGUCUUAACCGUGAUCCCAAAGCCAGACCUCGGAUGAGUGAAGUUGUUGAAAUCCUAAAGCCUCUACCAAACCUUAAAGAUAUGGCUAGCUCAUCUUAUUAUUUCCAAACUAUGCAGUCCAAUCGCAAUAGGUCCAAUGUAAAUGCUAAAAACGGCACCAGAGCACAAGCAGGAUUCGUAGUGAGGAAAGGACAACCUAUGAGGAGCUUAUCUGCUUCAAGCAAUCAUCAGGCUCCUCACCCAUCGCCAAAGCCCAAAGCCAAAGAAUCAUAGGUUUGAGUUUCUCUAUGUUCUUACUUUGAAUUCGGUUCUUAUCCGGUAUCUGCUUCUUCGGACUGUGAUGUCCACUGUUUAAUUAUUACCAGUAGAACCGAAUGAACAAGCCGUACUGAACGUGCAGCAUCACCGCCCCCUGUCUCACUUAUUUCUCUCGUAUUUAGAGGCUGAAAAGCUAUGCUGGUAAUGGAUUAUGGCAUGGUGAUGGGAACUAGGGAGAUGGUAGAUGAAAUAGAAUGGGAAGAAUGAGGCUAAUUUUAUGCAAGUUCCAUUAUCUGUUCUUUGACCCCACAAUUUACCCUACCCCUCUUCAUUGUCUUUUGUCUUUGAUUUGCUGUUGUACAAAUGGAUCUCUUCUUAGUCUUGUUAACAUCUUAACAUAAGAAAAAAUUGUGUACAAUAUUUAUAUGCAUACAGGGUGGUUUUUUUAUUA